AUGAAUAACAAUAAUAAUAAUAGUAGAAGUAUGUUUAGGUUCGAGACUACUCGGUACAGUCGUAGUAGUAGCAACCGUUACUAUCUAGUGAUGACGAUAGUGACACUACUACUAUGUUGUCAUUAUCAUAUUUCACUAACAAAUGCACAACAACAACAAACUAUUCCUGAUGAUGAACGUAUACAAUAUGGACUACCACUACCACAAAAUCAGUCUCUCUGUGAUCAAGGACCAAACUACUCAUUUGCAAGAUUUGUUUGUCGAAACAGCACAUUUGAUGGACAAUAUCGUAUCGUUGAAGUGUAUUUCAAAUCAUAUAAUUUUACAGAUGGUGGCAACCCAUCAACUUCUUUGACGACAUUAUCGAUGCCUGCUCUAAGAUUUGUCAAUUUCAAUAUUGGUCAAGGAGGUGUUAUCAAUCGGUCAAUCAAUCUGUUAGAGUUGCUUAAAUCUGCUAAAAGGUUAUACCAAGUUCUAAUAUCCAAUGAUACAUCGAUCAGUUACAUUCCAAACGAUUUUAAUAACUUUCCCGAUCUUAUGAAUUUGGGCAUAACCCUCGACCAACCAUUAAGUGUACCUCGUACAUUUUUAAACAACUCUGUCAGUAUUCAAUCAAUCGAUAUUCGAUUGCCAGUUUCAUCGAUUACGAUAGACGAUUCUCUCUUCUUUCCUUCUCUCCUUUCCUAUGAGUUUUAUUCCAAUUGUACCUAUGGAUCACAUCGUAUCAAUGUAACCGCUCGAUCAUUUCCAAAGCUCUUUGAGUUACUAAUAAUAAUAAUCAUUCUACUUAGAUUCAUCACCAUUCUUCCAGGAUCAAAUACCACUGUCUACUUUAAUCCAAAAGAUACCAAAAUACCUUCGAACCAAAGACCGGUAGUAGCGAUCACUGGAUAUCAAUCGACAGUAUUCCCAUAUCCUGGUGGUUCUAGUUCUUCAUUAUAUUUGCAUCUUGAUAAUAACUUUAACUUCAAUGGCCCCAUUACUGAACCAUUUUGUGGCAUAACUGAUUUGGACAUCCGAAACACUUCAGUUACAUUACUUCCAGAUUGUGUCUGGUGUUACAAGGAUCCUUCAGAGAGUCAUGUUGUCAAAACAGAUUUAGUGGUACCUCCGGGUUUUAGUUGUAAUGUUACCAAUCAGAAUAUUGCUAAUAUUAAAGGUAACAACAUUGGAUAUGGAUAUAGACAAUCAAAUUAUUCUAUCGUCCCAGUAAUACCAAACAAAGAUUUGGCAUUUGCAUAUUUGGGGGGUUCAACAAUACCAUCUAUUCCAACUCAAGUUACAAUCAAUUUGAAUCCACACAUCGUUCAGAUGAUGAUGGUCAAUGGUGAUAUCACUAUUGGACAACUGACUAGUUUACAAAUCAAAAACAACAUCACCUUCAAUUUGAUUUUGCUAUUUAACUCAUAUUUUAAUCACACAGUGACAAUUGAUAAUCAAAAUAGUGUUGCAUGUACCAAUCUAACAAAUACUUCUUCAACCCAAUUUCAAUGUACAACACCUCUUUUAUCGAGUGGAGAUCAUCAAUUAAUAGUUUCAAACUCAUACACAGCUUCACAAAAGUCAUUUACAUUUUAUUCAUUUGCCUAUCUCUGUCAACAAUCAACCAACAAUUGUCAUGGGAAUGGAAAAUGUGAUGUUGAUGGUAUAUGUUUAUGUAAUAGUAAUUCAUUUUAUAAUAAUUGUUCAAAACCAUACCCAAUUAUCAGUUCAGGAAAUUAUAACUCAACAAACAAUAAGAAUGUUGAGUUGAAUGGUGAUUUUGGUCCAUCCCUCAUUUCAAAUGUAUCAAUCAUGAUUAACAAUACAAUCGAAUGUGUUGUUGAAUCAGUAUCACAAUUCCAAAUCAAUUGUAUACUUGAUCAACAACCAUCAUUUGGAUUAGCUUCUGUUCAACUGAAAUUGAAUAAUCAUUUAAAUACAAUGGCAAAAGAUAUAUUAAAUCUUCAAUCUCCGUCACAACCAUCACAACCAAUAUCAAAAUCAGAAUGUGAAAAGAUUACAUUUAAUUGUUAUGGUCAUGGAUAUUGUGAUGAUAAUGGCAAAUGUCAAUGUCAAGAUGGUUACAGUGUUAUUGAUAAUUGCUUGACAAAAUAUAUCAACACAACAAUCACACCCAAUACAACCGAUCCAACAGUAUCAUUUGAUGUUGAUGGACUUGACUUUGAUUUUCUAUUUGAAAUAUUUUCAGUUCAAGAAUUGGAUUUAGAUGAUCAAGUUAUCAAGGAGCUAUUUAUAUCCAAUUACACUUGGAAUGUAAAUGCAUCCACCAUCAAUAAUAAUCAAACCACUAUUAUCAACUAUCAAUUGAAUACUACUUUAUCCUCUUCAACAUCAUACCAACCAGCCCAAGUACAAUCAACAAUAUCAUUCUCUACACUUGCAAGAACGGUUGAAUUUGGAGGACAACAACUAUUAAUCAACCCCAACUCUAUCAAACUAGAGGUCAAUAUCAGCAAAUGUUAUGAUUCAUUAUCAUCGUUGCAAUAUCUCAGAGUAGUCAAAGACGGUAUCCAAUUCAACGGUCGAUUCAUUGAUGUUGCAAUGUCUGAUGGAAGACCAACCUAUUCACCAACUCAACUCAUAUCAUCAACACCGAUCAACGAUGAACAAUCAAUUGUCAAGAUUGGAAUUCUAUUUCCACAAUGUCAAGAGUGUAUCCUCGAUCCAGAUUUCAGUGCAUUGAUUGUAGACACCAACAAUAGUGGUAGUCAAUGUGACAAUGAAGAUUCAAACGAUAGAUGGAAGAUGAUUACUGGAAUAGUUGUUGGAAUAGUUGGAGCUGUAGUUUUAUCAAUCAUCGCCUUUUAUGGUAUUAAGAGAUUUAAGAGACACUUGAUAUUAAAUCGUGAAUCAAUCUCCAUGUCAAAAUUAGAUAAUCAAUAA
Messenger RNA from Cavenderia fasciculata, 2886 nucleotides. RefSeq lists its product as uncharacterized. The transcript is spliced from 11 exons. The coding region runs from base 1 to 2886 and encodes 961 amino acids. The record is from RefSeq and is a predicted model, not a curated record. Lineage: Eukaryota; Evosea; Eumycetozoa; Acytosteliales; Cavenderiaceae.